GAGAGCUGCAGCGGACAAACGCGAUUGGUGCCGACGAGAGCGCUGGUGAUUCCGCAACACAGGCAGAGCAGAGCGGGCGAAAGGAGCCGAGCUGCAACACAGCCACAUGUUUAAGCCGUCUAUUUGGACAGAAUUACUCUGGAAUUAGCCGUUUUAAAAAGAAGAGGAAGAUAUUGAAAACACCAAAUUGAGACUGCGGUGUUGGUAUGAAUUAUUCGCUCAGGGUCUCACAGGAAACCUAGCGGAGCACAACCGGCGAAUUCAAGCGGAGCCGAAGGAGACCAACUGUUAGCUAGCGUUAGCCUGUUAGCUAUCCGUUAGCUCAGGAGCCGCUAUUCUGUCCACUCUCGCCAGGCACCUGCUGCCCCGUGCUGUAGCCAGUAAGUCGGUAACACUCAACGCCGUUGGGUCCCGCUCUCAUAUUGUCAAGUAUUUUUGUCUAAAGUCCCGGGGUGACACUACAGGAGGGGAGAACCGUGACCGGUUGACGUUGGGACCGACACAGGCGAAACAAGCGCUGUCCUCAAGUGGCCGUUCACCAUGGACAACGCACACACAAAGACGGUUGAAGAAGUUUACAGCUUUUUUAACGUGAACGAAAGCACAGGUCUGAGUUCAGAGCUAGUGAAGAAACAGCGGGAACGAUAUGGACCAAACGAGUUGCCAGCUGAGGAAGGUAAAUCCCUUUGGGAACUUGUGAUUGAACAGUUUGAAGAUUUGCUCGUGAGGAUCCUUUUACUUGCUGCCUGCAUAUCCUUUGUGCUGGCCUGGUUUGAAGAGGGAGAAGAAACCGUUACAGCCUUUGUGGAGCCUUUUGUUAUCCUGCUUAUUCUCAUAGCAAAUGCCAUUGUAGGAGUCUGGCAGGAGCGAAAUGCAGAAAAUGCCAUCGAGGCACUUAAGGAGUAUGAGCCAGAAAUGGGGAAGGUGUAUCGCCAGGACAGGAAAAGUGUCCAGAGAAUCAAGGCCAGGGACAUUGUGCCUGGGGACAUUGUGGAGGUGGCAGUUGGUGAUAAAGUGCCUGCAGACAUCAGGCUGACUUCUAUCAAGUCGACAACACUGAGGGUAGACCAAUCAAUUCUCACAGGAGAGUCUGUGUCUGUGAUCAAACACACUGACCCUGUGCCUGACCCGCGGGCUGUCAACCAGGACAAGAAGAACAUGCUCUUUUCUGGCACCAACAUUGCAGCUGGUAAGGCUGUUGGCGUGGUGGUGGCCACAGGUGGUAAUACAGAGAUUGGCAAAAUCCGAGAUGAGAUGGCAUCGACAGAGCAGGAGCGCACGCCACUGCAGCAGAAACUGGAUGAGUUCGGACAGCAGCUAUCCAAGGUCAUUACACUGAUCUGCAUCGCUGUGUGGAUCAUCAAUAUCGGACAUUUCAAUGACCCCGUCCACGGAGGCUCCUGGAUCCGAGGUGCUGUCUACUACUUCAAGAUCGCCGUGGCUCUGGCAGUUGCUGCUAUCCCUGAGGGUCUUCCUGCUGUCAUCACUACUUGCCUGGCUUUAGGAACACGGCGCAUGGCCAAGAAGAAUGCCAUUGUCCGCAGUUUGCCAUCUGUGGAGACCCUUGGCUGUACAUCUGUCAUCUGCUCUGACAAGACCGGCACGCUCACCACCAAUCAGAUGUCUGUGUGCAGGAUGUUUAUCAUCGAUCAGGCAGAGGGUGACCACUGUUCAUUAAAGGAAUUCACCGUUACCGGCUCCACAUAUGCCCCAGAUGGAGAAGUGUUCCAUGAUGGCAAACCAGUCAGAUGUUCCCAGUAUGAUGCCUUGGUGGAGCUGGCCUCUAUCUGUGCUCUCUGUAAUGAUUCCUCACUGGACUAUAAUGAGACCAAAGGUGUGUAUGAGAAGGUGGGUGAGGCCACAGAGACGGCGCUCACAUGCCUGGUGGAGAAGAUGAAUGUGUUUGAUACAGAUGUCAAAGGCCUGUCCAAGAUUGAGAGAGCCAACGCCUGUAAUUCUGUGAUCAAGCAGCUCAUGAAGAAAGAGUUUACACUGGAAUUUUCCAGAGACAGGAAGUCCAUGUCUGUGUACUGCACUGCUAAUAAGGCCCGUUCCUCUGUUGGAAAGAUGUUUGUGAAGGGUGCUCCUGAGGGAGUGAUUGACAGGUGCACGCACAUCCGUGUAGGCAGCAACAAGGUGCCCUUGACCCCUGGCAUCAAGGAAAAGCUAAUGUCUGUGAUCAGGGAAUAUGGAACUGGCAGGGACACCCUGCGCUGUCUGGCUCUCGCCACCCGAGACCACCGCAUGAGCAAGGACGAGCUGGCGUUGGAGGACUCCACUCGUUUUAUUGAGUAUGAGACUGAUCUGACAUUUGUUGGCUGUGUGGGCAUGCUGGAUCCCCCCAGGGCAGAAGUGGCAGCCUCUAUUCGACUCUGCCGCCUUGCAGGCAUCCGAGUAAUCAUGAUCACUGGAGACAAUAAGGGGACAGCCGUGGCUAUCUGCAGACGCAUUGGUAUUUUCGGAGAGGAUGAUGAUGUUUCCAGCAUGGCUUUCACUGGCCGAGAGUUUGAUGAUCUGUCGCCUGCUGCACAGAGAGAUGCCGUGGUCAAGGCCCGCUGCUUUGCCCGUGUCGAGCCUUCACACAAGUCCAAGAUUGUUGAGUACCUGCAGUCCUACGAUGAAAUUACAGCUAUGACUGGUGAUGGAGUCAAUGACGCUCCAGCUCUAAAGAAGGCUGAGAUUGGUAUUGCCAUGGGCUCAGGCACAGCUGUGGCCAAGACCGCCUCUGAGAUGGUGCUGGCCGAUGACAACUUUUCCACCAUCGUAGCUGCAGUGGAGGAAGGCAGAGCCAUUUAUAACAACAUGAAGCAGUUCAUCAGAUACCUCAUCUCUUCAAAUGUGGGCGAAGUUGUCUGCAUCUUCCUGACUGCAGCUCUUGGAUUCCCUGAAGCCCUUAUCCCUGUUCAGCUGCUCUGGGUCAACCUGGUGACCGAUGGUUUGCCCGCCACUGCUCUGGGCUUCAACCCACCAGACUUGGACAUCAUGAGCAAGCCGCCACGCAACGCCCGCGAGCCCCUCAUCUCUGGAUGGCUCUUCUUCAGAUACCUAGCCAUUGGAUGUUAUGUUGGUGCUGCCACCGUUGGUGCUGCUGCGUGGUGGUUUGUUGCUGCUGAGGAUGGUCCAAGGAUCACUUUUUACCAGCUGAGCCACUUCCUGCAGUGUGGUCCAGAGAAUCCAGACUUUACGGAUCUGGACUGUAAAGUGUUUGAGUCCCCUUACCCUAUGACCAUGGCUCUGUCUGUGCUGGUCACUAUCGAGAUGUGCAAUGCCCUGAACAGUGUGUCAGAGAACCAGUCCCUGCUGAGGAUGCCUCCCUGGGAGAACGUGUGGCUGCUGGGAGCCAUCUGCCUCUCCAUGUCCCUGCACUUCCUCAUCCUCUACGUGGAGCCUCUUCCUAUUAUCUUCCAGAUCACCCCCCUGAAUCUGACACAGUGGCUGAUGGUGCUAAAGAUCUCACUGCCUGUCAUACUACUUGACGAGAUGCUCAAGUUUGCCGCCAGGAACUACCUGGAGCCCGGUAAAGAACUGGAGAAGCCCGCCAGCUGCAAAAGCUGCUGCCUGUCUGCAUGCAUGGAGGGCAUCUCCUGGCCCUUCGUGGCCAUCUCCCUCCCCUUGGUCCUCUGGAUCUACAGCUCCGACACUAACUUGGCCGACAUGUUCUGGUCCUGACUGACUUGAGCACAACCUCGACUCUUUCCAUUUCCUCCCCCUGCCCCCACCGCCAUCACCUCCCUCUGUCCUCUCCCUCUUCCCUCUCUGCCUUCCUUACAUGUGCAUAGCUUGCGUGCGUGCGUGUUUGUAGAGUUAGCGUGUGUACUUGUGCGUGCCUAUCGCGUGUGUGUACGAGAAGGACCAACUUUAACACAUGAAAACGUAACAAUUAAUAUAAUGUUAACAUUAAGAAGUCACCUGGUUUGAGUUGGGAACGGCUUUUUGAGUGGGUGAGGCUUUAAAUGCGAGUGUUAGAAGACCAUCACUCCCGUAGCUGUGGACUUUGUUGCUGGUUUGAAAGAAAAUAUACUGUUGCCAGUUUUUUUUUUAUUAUUAUUAUUAUUAUUGUCAAUAUUGCCUUGAAGGUUUUUAUUUUUAAUGAUUUGGGGAACAUUUGUCUCAUGUCACUACAGUAACAGCAGCAUUUUGUUUCGCUUCCCUCGUCAUGAAAGUAAUCCAAGAAGCCCAUUGAUCUGUAUAGAGAUUGAAUUUUAUGCAACUUUUUUUAUGGCUUUGUCAAUUGUUUGACCAGCGUGGCUUAGACAUACCGCCUUCAUUUAUUUUCACAUGUUUACCAUUGUGUCUUCAGUAUAAACUCAGAGCUCUUUCAGAGAGGACAAGCUCCGUGUGGCAGACCAGGACGGGGGGAAAGGUUUGGGAGUGAACAUUCGAAUGCUCCGCUUAAACAAAAAGAAAAAAAAUAUCAUGACAAACAAAAGCCGCAUGUCCUGUGACCAAGCAUGAACUGUAUGUGGUUUCUCAUCCCUAAUUUAAUGUGUAUGUCCCCCCCCCUCCUUCAUGUUGGAGUAUAAAUAAACCUCAUGGAUUUUUUUUUUUUUUUACUGUAAUGAUUUGAAAAUAAGCCAGUUUUUCUGCACUGGGCAGAGCACAGCUACCUCAAUAUGAUAAAUUUUGUUUUGCUCAUCUCUAGAUGCUUUUCCGAAACGGUCUUGCUACAGCGUAACAUCCGAGGUGUGCCCCUAUUUGCUUGUGCAGAAAACAAAGAACAAAAUUUUCCUUCCCUCUAACAUUUUUAAGGAUAUAUUUUGUUUGUGUUGAUUUUUUUUUUUUUUGACUCUCAUUAACUUUAUUUGUGUUUUGCUUUGGAGACAGAACUCCAUGCUGUUUGAUUCAAAGGACAGUGAUGUUAAGAAUCCUAAGAAAUAAAUACUAAUACACAACUCCAAAAUGAUCUUGGAAAUAAGAACCCAAAAUGUUGUUUUUUUUUUUUACGUCAAAGAAAAAUACACUCAUAAACCCU
Epinephelus moara (kelp grouper) is the source of this 4972-nucleotide messenger RNA. RefSeq names its product ATPase sarcoplasmic/endoplasmic reticulum Ca2+ transporting 2b (gene atp2a2b). Gene Ontology annotation, cellular component: membrane. The transcript has 23 exons. Gene Ontology annotation, biological process: intracellular calcium ion homeostasis; calcium ion transmembrane transport. The coding region runs from base 541 to 3669 and encodes 1042 amino acids. The record is from RefSeq and is a predicted model, not a curated record. Lineage: Eukaryota; Metazoa; Chordata; Actinopteri; Perciformes; Serranidae. Gene Ontology annotation, molecular function: ATP hydrolysis activity; P-type calcium transporter activity; ATP binding.